AGCAGAAUCAAUCACACAUGUGACCACAGUGGAGAAUAUGAGCACAGAUGUGACCAGUAUGGACACACCAGAGGUCACAAUUGCAAGCAGCAGCAACACAGAGGGACAGGUGAAUCUGUCAGCACCGGCUCCGAAUGGUGGGCACCAACCUGCAGGAGGAGGACGAAGGGGAGUUGUACAGCUACCGAGUACUCCACCGUCCACAGCAGGAGACCACAUGGUGCUAGAGGAAGGUGUAUUGGUCCCAAAGGACAAGUUUGAAUGGGUCAUGGGGGCUUCUGGUGAUUCAAGAUUCUGCCGCGAAAUGGCCCGCCUCCUUUGGACUACCGAGCAACUACAAAACCGAAGUGUAACCGGAGAGGCGUGCAGGAGACUUUUGAAAGAAGGAGCUACCGCCAGGAAAGCUCUUACACCUGUCAAAAUGAGAGCAAUGGCAGGUGCCUACCACGAAUAUAUAAAACGUCAUGGUGACCCUUCGCACAGUUCCGAACAAAGACUCGGACAAAUGAAGAAAUAUCUACGGAACCUGCUGUCCGAUAUCACCAGAAAUGCCAAGUAACGCUACGAACAAUGAAAAGCGGGAGCACCCGUGCAUUACUUUUCAUAUACCGGCUGUUUCAUGAAGGUCCACUUACUGAAUAAUUUGCAAACAGGUGGUGCCAUCAAAGACUUUAUUUUUGGUAAAGAUCCUUGGAACAUUAGCCAUAGGCUGAGUAGGGAGCAGCUCAGUCACAUACCUUUAGUAAUUAAAUAAACAUCCUAACUUUUAAUUAUUACUUCGCAUGCUUAGAGGACCUGUGUUUUAUGUAUCGGGACCUUUUGUGAAAAUAUCCAGAUGGAAAAAAAACUUGUUGACACUGCACCUUUUCAAUGAAUUAAUUUGUUACGAUUUACAUAUUUCUUGUGCGGAGCAAUGCAUGGAUGCGCUCUCUGAGUCAGCUAUGCUGCUGUCAACUUUGUCUUCAUCCAUCUGGAUUGCUCACUGGCGCAGCGGGAGAUUAGGAAAACCGCAUCAGGUGCUUUGGUAUUCCUCCUCAAUGAAACUGGUGAACAGUACUGGCAGCACUCGUUCCAUAGAGAAGCAAUACCAAGGCGUCUGUUGCGGUCUUGCGCCUGUUCCUUAUCCUCUGUCACCCCAAUGUGCCAUCCUAGCGGAUGAACACGAAAGCGCCAGCCAGGCAGCUGAUACAAAAUGGACAUUAAUGCACUGCUCCAUGAAAGAAAUAUGUAAACCAAAACAUUCUAAUUACUAGAAAAUGUGUCUACGUGUUUUUCUUGCAGUAUGUUUUCCUCAAGGUCCCGAUACAUAAGACAGUAGUUAAGAAAGUAUGCAAAGUAACAUUUACAUGUCUGGAUAUUUAUCUAAUUAAUGACUGUAUGCAACUGACCUACUUGCUACUGGGAUAUGGCUGAUACCCCAAGAGCCUGUACCAAAAAGAGUUCUUCAGUAUUUCGCCACCUGUUUACAAAUGAUUCAGCUGAGGGACUGUUCUGAAACACGUGGCAUAAUAAAUCAUUUAUUUCCCACCAUAACUGGGGGAGCCAUGAGGCAACGAGCGAAACUCAAAGUACAAAGAAAAAGCAUUUAG
Ornithodoros turicata is the source of this 1589-nucleotide messenger RNA. RefSeq names its product BEN domain-containing protein 5-like. Gene Ontology annotation, biological process: negative regulation of DNA-templated transcription. Gene Ontology annotation, molecular function: DNA binding. The coding region runs from base 38 to 559 and encodes 173 amino acids. The record is from RefSeq and is a predicted model, not a curated record. The transcript is spliced from 4 exons. NCBI's taxonomy places the organism in Eukaryota, Metazoa, Arthropoda, Arachnida, Ixodida, Argasidae.